AUGGGAUUACCAGUGGUUUCGGAGUACAGAUGUCUGUGCGGAGCAGAUGUUUCUUCUUUGGGCUAUCAUGGCCUUUCAUGUAAGUUAGGAUCCAGCAGGCAGGUAAAUGAUAACAAUGAAAACGUUAAAAACAACUCAAGUCAUAAUCAUAAUGUAACCGACAAUGAUAACCACGUUUCUAUCGAUCAUAACAGCCAUAACAACACAAGCAACACUGACAACAACACAAGAAACAACACAAACAACAAUGACGACAAUAUAAGUGAUAAUAACACGAACAAUAAUGAUAGACGUAUUAUCAAUGAUCAUGAUAAUGAUAACAUAAAUAACAACGAAAACAAUGGUAACCAUGUUACUAUUGCACAAGUCAUUGUCGAUAACCUAAUCAACAACGACAGCCAUGUUAUUUCCAAUAAUCUUGUCAGUAAUGUAAACAACUCAAACAACGACGUUGUUGCUGAUCAUAUCGGUGACAAUGAUGCAAACUCUAUUACCAACUCCAACAACAAUAACAGCGACAAUAACGAUGACCAUGUGGAUCAUGACAAUGAUAACAACACAAUCAAUGACAACCUCGUUAUCGCAAACUCCAUUCAUAACAAUAACAACAACUCAAACAACAAUACCGACAGUGCAAAAUUAACUUUAUUUUAUCGUAACUUAAUGAGCUCUUCGUAUAAAGAAGACGAAUAUAUAAUUAGAAAAAUCAUUGAAAAAGGAGUCCAUCCAGUUGAUUCUAAUGAAAAAAUAAACCUUCUUAUUUAUUAUAAAAAUUUUAAGUCGCAACAACUACUAAUAAAAAAUAGUCCCAACGUUAAACUAGCAACAACACAGCACUCCCACGUCAUCUACCAAUUUCUAUGUCCUCACGAAGACUGUAGGCUUCGUCCAUCUUCUUAUAUUGGAAUGACUAACACAAAACUGACACGCCGUUUAACCUGCCAUUUGAACAUCGGAGCUCCAAAUCAACACUACCAUGACUGCCACAACCAGCAAUUAUCCCGCAAAAUAUUAGAAGAUAAUACUAAAAUAUUAAUGAAAGACACUAAUUUUAACAGACUACAAAUUUUAGAAUCCCUAUUUAUUAAUAUUUAUAAACCUAAUUUGAACAAACAAAUUUAUUCUAAUUUUAUUUUACCUUCAUCACGAAAUGUUUAA
Helobdella robusta is the source of this 1158-nucleotide messenger RNA. RefSeq lists its product as hypothetical. The transcript has 2 exons. Bases 1 to 1158 code for a protein of 385 amino acids. The record is from RefSeq and is a predicted model, not a curated record. NCBI's taxonomy places the organism in Eukaryota, Metazoa, Annelida, Clitellata, Rhynchobdellida, Glossiphoniidae.